AUGGAUACAUUAAAUGUUGUUCUGAAAACAGGAUACAAAAUUGUUAAGGAUUUUUCCGAACAACAUAUUCACAUGGAGACGUCAGGAGGGUCAGAGAGUUCUGGAGGAGAAGACUCAGAGGCUCGGCGGUCACGAAGAGGCCACGUUCUUGCGGAACUUCUACAGACUGAAAGAAUCUACGUACAAGAAAUGGGCUCAAUUCUCACUUGCAAUAUGAAACAUGGAAAAUACGACCUCCACAAGUCUUCCGCCGAUCUUAGCAUUGGCACUUCCUACUCAUGGUACUACAGAAAAAAUGAUAGCACCACAACGCGGAAGAAGAAACUUUCGAGAACCGCCUCUGAAUCGACUCUUUUCAGUGACUAUGCGAAUCAAAUAUCGCUCUUCGAUAAAACGAAAAAUAAAAAGAAGAAAAACCCUAGUGUCGUACCAAAUCGAAUUACAUGCCAGAAAAAGAACUUAAAGCCAGUGUACCUAUUACCGUUUAUUGGAAACUUUUAUUACGGUGAAGUACUACCUGGUUAUGAAGACACACCGAAAACAGAAGAGAAGAUUGUUUACUUGCCGGAUUCCGAUGUUUUGACAGUAUCUGAACGACAUAACACUGAACUGGCGUCAUUAGCAAGCAGUAACUCAACUCUAGUUUCUUUUGGGAACACCGUAAAAAAUCCCAUCUACGGCUUUAAAGAAACGGACGUCCACGUAUCGACUACAGAGUAUUUAUCUGAUUCGUCAAUUACUAAAGACUCUCAAUUACAAACUAACAGUUGUACAGAAAUACGAGAUACAAUGGAAAGCAGCAAAGCGUCGAACGAUGUUUUUAUGAAUAUAAUGAAGGAUUAUAAAAGAAUAAUGAAAGAAUGGAAUAGCACUAUAAUAGACCACUAUUCCACGGGCUCCCAUUCAAAACGUUCCACAAUGUGUUCGAAAAGCAACACAGAGAGCUACGUACGAAGUUUGCAUUCAACAUUAUCGUAUCGAAAGAAAAGGCGCGAAAAAUGGUCCAUUAAUCAUAAACAAACAUAUAGUCAUAAGUGCAAACGAUAUCAGAGUAAACAUCGCAAAAAAUCUCAAAGCCUGAACAAGAAUCAGACGUUCAGUAAUUGGUCGUCGACGUUACAGAAUUUUAAAAACAUCUUCCAAAAGCACGGUGAAAAUAUAACACAUCGCGAUUGUUUGGAAGCAAUUUAUGAAGAUUACGAUAGGCGUUUACAACAGUGGUGCGAUGCCAUCAGUGAAUACCCGUCUUCGUUUGACUCGGGAUACAAAGAUGAAAUUGAAAAAGCGGAAAACCAACACGCCCUGCCACCAGGACUAGCAGGACAGGCAGAUGUUCUGUUUGGAAACCUUCACGAACUCUUCACAUUCCAUCAAGAAAUAUUUCUUAAGGAUUUAGAGAAAUCAAUCUCAGCGACAGAACUUGUUGCGCUCUGUUUUGUUGAAAAGAGAGAAACAUUCUUUCGCCUAUACAGUUAUUAUUGCCAAAACAUACCUCGUUCAGAAAGGCUUCGAGAGACACUGGUGGACACACAUCUAUUUCUUCAGGCUUGCCAACAACGUCUCGGUCACAAGCUGCCCCUAGCUGCUUAUUUGCUCAAACCAGUGCAAAGGAUUACUAAAUAUCAGCUUUUACUAAAGGAUCUCCUCCGGUAUAGCGAUUGUGGGACAAUGAGUGCUGGUCUCCAACAGGCAUUGGACUGUAUGUUGGUGGUCCUCAAAUGCGUGAAUGACUCCAUGCACCAGAUCGCUAUAACUGGCGUACCGGUUGAUCUCAAUCAACAAGGCGAACUUCUACUACAAGGGUCCUUCCUCGUAUCUUCUGAGACCAAACGCGAUCUCCGACUGCGUAUACGUCCGCGGCGCAGACAUAUUUUCCUUUACGAAAAAGCCAUGCUCUUCUGCAAACCAGCCGCUAAGAACAGCCACAAUAAGGCCACUUACCACUUCAAGCAUGACUUGCAGAUGUCCCAAAUCGGUCUUACCGAGUCCGUAAAGGGUGAUGUGCGUAAGUUCGAAGUAUGGCGUCAAGGCAGGGCCGAAGUGCAUACGAUAAGUGCGCCCACAGCUGAAAUCAAAAGAGCGUGGGUUGAGAGGAUCAAAAGGGUUCUACUUGACCAGCUCAAGGAACUCAAGGGAGAACGGGUCAGACAAUACGCACAGAAUCAUAGGACACUAAUUCAAACCAGCUCCUGGGAUCUGGGUCCCCAAAAGGAGCGACCACAGCCACCCUCGAAUCCCUCUCGAACGGGUUCUUGUGAUAAUCACGAUGAGCCCUGCUGGUCCACAGAUCCGUCGGAGGACGAAGAAGACGAACCCGAGCACGCACCGGCGGUGGGUUGCGCGCUCAUGGCCCUGUCGGACUACACCGCGGUGGGCGCCAGUGAGGUAUCUCUUCGGGAAGGGCAACACGCAGAGCUACUAAAGGUGGGCUGCGCGGGAUGGUGGUACGUGCGACUUGCAGGUGGUCAAGGUGAAGGCUGGGCGCCGGCGGCUUAUCUUGACCAGCGUAAGACUUCGCGCUCGUCGAGUCGAUCUCACGACCGACUGCACGACCACUAA
Pieris macdunnoughi is the source of this 2559-nucleotide messenger RNA. The record is from the annotation of a GenBank genome assembly. Lineage: Eukaryota; Metazoa; Arthropoda; Insecta; Lepidoptera; Pieridae.